Molecule: messenger RNA, 635 nt
Organism: Lolium perenne
Lineage: Eukaryota; Viridiplantae; Streptophyta; Magnoliopsida; Poales; Poaceae
Biological process (GO): cell population proliferation
Cellular component (GO): extracellular region
Molecular function (GO): growth factor activity
Source: RefSeq, a predicted model, not a curated record
ACCAUUCCGCUCCGCCCACAUUAUUCACCAACGCCACCGCUCACAAACCUGCACAUACCACUCCAUCCCAUCCAUCCUUGCACCAGAAAACCACGCGCCUCAUCGGUCGACAUCCAUGGCGAGGGCGACGACCCUGGUACUCGUGGCGGCGCUCGCCGUCCUCCUCAUCCUGCCCUCCGGCCCCGCUCGGGCCGCAGCCGCCCGGACCGCGCCGGCGGACGUAGCCGCAGCCACCACCAAGGCAUCUGCCAACGAGAAGGUUGCGGCGGCUGAAGACCACGAGUGCGAGACGGUUGCCGGCGAGCAGCAGCGGGAGGACUGCCUGGCGAGGAGGACGCUCGCCGCGCACACAGACUACAUCUACACCCAGGACAACGGACACAACUAGGAGUAGCCUGCAUACAUACAUGUAACAUGCGUCCAUGUUAUGAUGCAUGCAUGGCGCAUGUAUGUAUUGCUGGCACUGCCUCUUAGCUAGGCUUAAUUUCGGCGUCUCAUAAAAAAGGAAUGAAGUUAUGCCAUAAUUAAAGUUGCUUAAUUUCUUGCUCCAUAUAAAAACGGCUGUAUAUACAUGGAUAUGCCUCGAUUGCUCGAGGUGGAUUGAUUUGUGCGCUCUAGCUGCCUCGUUUCUUUUU